GGAAGCUUGCGUGGGCCAAGGGUCACCUUGGAAACCUGGAGUCUGGCAGGAGCGGCAACGGGCUGAGGGGCUGGCUUGGGCAGGGCUGGCAGGCACCUGGGAGCGUGGCGGGAGCAUGGCGUGGGCUCUCAGGUGUCCGGGAGGCACGGCGACAUCGGUGUGGGUGUGACGGGCCAAGCUGGGUGUGCAGAGGAAAGAAGGGGGAGCCAGACAUUCAUCCCGGUCAAUUUUGGUUUCAGGACGUGGCGGCUGGUGGACGAGGGGGAGCUGGAGAGGGGUUUGCCCCGGGCCUGGGCAGUGGAGGUGUAGCUGCAGCCGUGGGCAGGUGAGUCCCCUUCCCCUCCCUGGGCCUUGCUUCGCUGGCCUUCUCCAAGAAGGAGGUUUUGGGGAGCAAGGACCGGCGAGGAGAAGCGGCUGACCUCCCGACAGAAGGGCAGGACGAAGGCAGGGCGGUCGGCACAGGUGACAUCGUCUCGGGGGGAGCUGAGACUGAGCAGGCUGGGGGGCCGUGGGCCUGUCCCAGGUGGAAAGAGCGUUUCAGGAGAGCAGAGCGGAAGAUGAGGUGGGGCUGCCAGCAAGGGAGGUGCCAGGGUCACCACCUCCAGGGAGGUGACAGGUGGCUGCGGGGAUCCAGCACGUGUGGGAGCAUUCCAGGCCCGGGUCAGACAGGACGAGAAGGGGGACUCAGGAUUCAGAGGGUCCCCAGCCGCCACCACAUCUCACCCACCGCAAUUCAUUUAGUAGCAGGUACAGGAGCGGCUCUGGCACGGGCCUCCCAGGCCCGUGCCAGAGCCUUGAGGGCCGGAGAACGGGAAAGAAGGUGCAGUGCGCGGGGAGCCGCAGAGGGACGCCACCCGGAGGGAGCCGCGGCCGCAGGUACCGGGCUCCAGAGAGAUUUCUGCAGCAAGGAGGCUGCUGCGGGCCCAGCCUGCGGACGCGCCGUUCCCACGCGGCACUGCGGCCCAGGGGCUGGCGCGGAGAGGGCCCACAGUGCACUCGGUGACACUGUAUGCCUUCCCCGCUCAGCCCCCGGGACUGGCAUGGCAGACAGACAGCACCCAGGGGAGUCAAGGGCGCUGGCGAGACCAGACUAGGCGAGGCGGGCGGGGUGGAGCGAGUGCGAGUUCUUGGGGUAGGGAGGGAGGUCGGGGCACAGGCAGGGGUGAGGCGCGGGGCCUGGCCUCCGGAGCCCAUGGCCAAGGCGGGCCUCUGUGGGCGACGACGGAGCAGAGAUCGGUGCCCCUGCGCUUGGACUGGAGACGAGGCCAGGUCUCCAGUGGGGGUGGAUGUGCCGCCAGCCACCGAAGGCCGGGUGCCAGGAGGUGCUCAGAGGGACAUGACAUGGUCUGGUGUGACGGCGAGGACAGACGUGACGCUCUCCGGCCUUCCUGUCUCCUUUCCCAUAGAACAUUCUCGGCUGGCGCCGGGGGCGCUGGAACGCCCGGCAGGUCUCUGUUCCUUUACUUUCCUGAAGGAGCCAACACACUACUGCUGCUCUCUGGACCCCAAGAACCCUCAAAAUGACAAGAAAUGGUGCUACCCAGCUCAUGCCUGGGCCUUGGAACCGGGACUUCUUCAAGUCCUUCUAGCUCUGACCCGAGAAUAUGCUGCAUUCUGGAACCACUACACUACUUGACUCAGGAAUCGGCUCUGGAGGGUUAAGCUAAAGGAACAAGACCGACCUGCCACCAACACCAGCAGAAGCGAGCAGCGCCCACGGCAGCCCCCGCCCCACCUGGGGACACUGUCUUCGUCUUCGUGGCCACCCCUGCACGGCUGGAGACCACCACCGGCCGCCGCGCCCCUCACCACCACUCUGCUUCCUCUCCCUGCUCCUCUUCAACCUUUUCUCUUGUUUUUUCACACCUUUUUUCUCUCUUUCCUUUGCUCAAGAGGCUCAAAGCAUCCAGGACUCCGUUUCCCCCGUCCCCCCUGAAUUCAAUUUGCACUAAGUCAUUUGCACUGGUUGGGGUUCUGGAACUGGCCUUGAGUCUCUGAGCGAGUGUGCGAGCGAGCUGCUGAGUGUGCCGGGCCUCCUUCGGCCUGCGCUGCGCCCGCGCCCCCCUGUGGUCCAUCUCUCUCUGGGGGUGACAGGGUGCGGCUGAGUGUGUGGGGCCCCGCCCUCCCCUUGCCUAGUCUGGAAGCUCUGACCAUCGAGCAAAUCUUGAAGCAUUCCAUUGUCCUUCUCGCUGUGCGCCCCUCCCCACCAGGGCUCCACCAGGGGCCCUGGACUCAUCAAUAAACUCAGUUACAGCAAUUUGU
Molecule: messenger RNA, 2262 nt
Organism: Diceros bicornis minor
Lineage: Eukaryota; Metazoa; Chordata; Mammalia; Perissodactyla; Rhinocerotidae
Exons: 5
Coding region: 1010-1636 (208 amino acids)
Source: RefSeq, a predicted model, not a curated record